UCUCUCUCUCUCUAGUCUUCCGACGCUCCGUUCUGCGAGAAACACAGGAAACUAGUCUAAAAACACACAGGAUCGACGUUUAAACGUUAACUUUGUCUGAUGAAACCUCGAUUGAGGGGGAACUGACCGAAGAUGGGUGUAAAGUCUCGGCUCUCGCACUGAAGUUGGAGGAUAUAUUGUCCCGGUGGAAGUGAUUCUUGACGGGGCCGAUCGUGAGCUCCAGCGCCGCUCAUCCUCUGAGGUGGAGCUAAGAUGAGCAUUACCAGUGAUGAAGUCAACUUUCUGGUCUACAGGUAUCUGCAGGAGUCAGGUUUCUCUCACUCUGCGUUCACGUUUGGCAUCGAGAGCCACAUCAGUCAGUCGAACAUCAACGGGACUCUGGUGCCUCCUGCUGCCCUCAUCUCCCUCCUGCAGAAGGGCCUUCAGUACGUGGAGGCCGAGAUCAGCAUCAACGAGGAUGGCACAGUGUUUGACGGCCGUCCGAUAGAGUCUCUGUCGCUCAUCGAUGCCGUGAUGCCAGACGUGGUUCACUCCAGACAGCAGGUGAUCAGAGACAAACUCGUCCAGCAGCAGAAAGCCCACAUCUCCAACCCAAUAACCGCGAUGAACGGAGAGGAGAACGGCACCCACGCACUCAAUAACCAUGCAGACAUGAUGGACAUGGAUGUGGAUGUGGAGAUCCCUCAGAAUAAAGCCAUGGUGCUGAGAGGUCACGAGUCGGAGGUCUUCAUCUGCGCCUGGAACCCUGUCACUGACCUCUUGGCCUCAGGCUCUGGCGACUCGACGGCACGCAUAUGGAACCUGAUUGAGAACAGCAGCAGCGGCUCGACUCAGCUGGUCCUGCGGCACUGCAUCCGAGAGGGAGGUCAGGAUGUUCCCAGCAACAAAGACGUGACCUCGCUAGACUGGAACAGCGACGGCACUCUAUUAGCAACCGGAUCUUAUGAUGGAUUUGCAAGAAUAUGGACAAAAGAUGGUAAUCUCAGCAGCACACUCGGCCAGCAUAAAGGACCCAUAUUUGCACUCAAGUGGAACAAGAAAGGCAACAGCAUCCUGAGCGCUGGAGUCGAUAAGAUGACAAUCAUUUGGGACGCUCAUACAGGUGAAGCCAAGCAGCAGUUCCCCUUUCAUUCUGCUCCGGCGCUGGACGUGGACUGGCAGAACAACAGCACCUUCGCCUCCUGCAGCACUGAUAUGUGCAUCCAUGUGUGCCGCCUGGGAAGUGAGCGUCCGCUCAAGACCUUUCAAGGGCACACGAAUGAGGUGAACGCCAUUAAAUGGGAUCCGUCGGGAAUGCUGCUGGCUUCCUGUUCAGAUGACAUGACGCUAAAGAUCUGGAGUAUGACGCACGAUUCAUGCGUUCACAAUCUUCAGGCGCACAACAAAGAGAUCUACACGAUCAAAUGGAGCCCAACAGGUGCCGGGAGCAACAAUCCUAACGCUAGCAUCCUGCUAGCCAGUGCCUCUUUCGACUCGACGGUGCGAUUAUGGGAUGUGGAGCGAGGCGUUUGCGUCCACACGCUCACUAAACACCAGGAGCCGGUCUACAGCGUGGCCUUCAGUCCGGACGGGAAGCUCCUCGCCAGCGGCUCCUUCGACAGAUGCGUUCACGUCUGGGACACGCUGAGCGGCGCGCUGGUGAACAGCUACAGAGGAACCGGAGGAGUCUUUGAGGUUUGCUGGAACAGUGUGGGAGAUAAAGUAGGAGCGAGUGCGUCUGACGGAUCGGUCUAUGUUCUUGAUUUACGGAAAUAGCUCUCGGUGAAUCCGGACGCAGGAUCGUGCAGCUAAAGCCUUUAGCGCAUCUCAGCGGCUGCCGGUUGUGACUGAACUCGUUUCUUCCGGUCGACUGAGACCCGCGGCUUCACCGGGAACAGAAUCCAAAUGUUGAAAACCAAACUAGAGGAAACGUCCACUAGAGAUGGUCAGAGACGUGCUGUUGAGCAGCACAUGAAGUGGACAGGUGUAUAUCCUCCCCACUUGAUGUACAUUUAAUGAAUGUAAAGAUGUAAAUGAGACCGUAACACACAGAUUUUACAAACUGUGUUUAUAUGUUUAUAAACGAAUCUUUUUCCUAAAGUCUUUGCUACAUUUAUGUUAUUUUUUUCUGAUUUUGUGCAUGUCAUGCCUGCUGGAUCGGCGGGAAACUCGAAUCAUGAGGAUAAGGGCCUCAAAAUAUCGUAUCGUAAGUGGGAAACGAGCGUUUUGGGCCGUGUUUCAGUUCUCAGCGUCACACUCGAGUCCUAAUCAGGUGUGAUUUGAUAAAACGACAAGUAAUAAAAGCGCUCUCCUCCACGCAAAUCUGAAUUUUUGUCUUAUUUUGUUGAUCACUUUUAUGUGGCGUUGCACUGGGAAGCCCCGCCCACCUUGAAAUCUCAUUGGUCCAAAAUCCUAAUUUGCAUUAAAC
Sinocyclocheilus anshuiensis is the source of this 2407-nucleotide messenger RNA. Its product is annotated as F-box-like/WD repeat-containing protein TBL1XR1-B. Bases 253 to 1755 code for a protein of 500 amino acids. Gene Ontology annotation, cellular component: histone deacetylase complex. The transcript is spliced from 15 exons. The record is from RefSeq and is a predicted model, not a curated record. Gene Ontology annotation, molecular function: transcription corepressor activity; protein binding. Gene Ontology annotation, biological process: regulation of transcription by RNA polymerase II. NCBI's taxonomy places the organism in Eukaryota, Metazoa, Chordata, Actinopteri, Cypriniformes, Cyprinidae.